Molecule: messenger RNA, 7855 nt
Organism: Monopterus albus (swamp eel)
Lineage: Eukaryota; Metazoa; Chordata; Actinopteri; Synbranchiformes; Synbranchidae
Product: bromo adjacent homology domain-containing 1 protein
Exons: 7
Coding region: 215-2830 (871 amino acids)
Biological process (GO): heterochromatin formation; negative regulation of DNA-templated transcription
Cellular component (GO): chromatin silencing complex
Molecular function (GO): transcription cis-regulatory region binding; chromatin binding
Source: RefSeq, a predicted model, not a curated record
UACCACCUCGGUUUUUUUGUUGCCAUUUCGCCCUGAAUGUUUGAAGUUGCUCCGGCUGGCCAGCCGUCCACAGAGGAGCGCAGAAAGCCGUUUUCGCUUCGUGCAACCAGAAGCGACACACAGUGCUGCUGCUGCUACGUGCCAUGUCUUCCCAGGACUCACCCUGGACUCUGAUCAGCACAGCCCCCGUGUCGGCCCUGUUGAGAAGCAUGUGAUGACUCAGGCAAGGCAGAAGGGUUUCCUCAGGCAGAGCCACAGUAGUGCUGAGUGGUGGGACAACUGUCCUCUUUGGCCACAUGGUAGCACUAUUGGUGGCACCUGGCCUGAGCGUUCACUACGACUCAGCAGGACAAAGAAGAUAAGCGAGACCGUCAAAGAAAGGAAAGUCAAGGCCAAGAGGAUGGCUGACAAGAGAGGGAGAACUGAAAAAUCAGAUCAGAACAGAAAACGGUACCGGAGGCAUGACAAUAAACGGGACAGGAAGUUGUAUCCUUUGCGGAGAAGGGCUGGGGGUUCGGAUGGGGAGGGCCUAAGUUGCCAUGUCCUCCUCACAAGGUUGAAGGAAGGUGAGCAGGAGAGUUCUGAAGAAAGGGAAGAAAAGCCGUCUCUGAAACGCAAACCUAAAAAAGGGAAAAGAAAUGAACGAAAAGAGGCAAAAUCAUUACCAAAAAACAAAUCAAAGGUGAACAGCCCAAGUCAUGGAGGGUGUAUCCAUGUCCUGCAACCACGCAAGCGCAGACUGGCCUCUCUCAAUGCUGAGGCAGUGAACAGUCUGUUGCUUGAGAGAGCUACCGACCCUCAGCCAGCAACCAAACAGGCCAGGAAACAGGAAGAACCCACGACUGGAGGGGGUACCCUGGUUAUAGAUCCAGUCAGACCUGGUGCCCCUGGAAGUUUGAGGGCUUCACGAAACACAAGUAAAGCCUCCAGGUCUCCCAAACCUGAACUGUGCCAAAGCUCUAAGCCGAUCAAGAAGGCCAAAGUCAAGCAAGGUGAUGAGAGUAGGGGUAUGAGUCAGAGUCUGGAUACCCCCACCCCCAGGCGAUUGGCUGGACUCAAUGCUGCAGCCCUGCUGAAGUUAACCAGCUCUUCCACUACCAGUAAGCAGAGAGUAAAGGCUACACCCACAGCUACUAUCACAUCAGACUACAAGACUCCUGCAGCAGUCUCAACUGCAAAACAGCACUCCAGGGUCAAACUCAAACACAAGGGCCGAUCACAAAAGCAUAAGUGGAAAAUGGUCCCUCCCCUGCACAGUGGUUGCACAGCCUGCAAGAAUAAGGUGGACUUUGAGCCUAAAGUGGAAUGGGACACUGGCAGUUGCACCCAUAGACUGACCAAACCAGGUUACCAGUCUCGUAGCAUGCUAGCAUACCCACUAAAGCAAGUGAAGGAAGAGCAGAUGGAGACCGAAUUGAGCCCGUACUACUGCUGUCCCCCAGAGGGCUCAGUGGAAUACUGCCACCGCUUGGCCUUCUUCCUGGGCCAGCAGCCCUACGGAGAAUCAGAUGAUCAGUCUCUUAAUUCAGCCAUGACCCCUGUGAAGCACGAGUGCCUCGUAUCCUCACCAUCGUUGACACAUUCCCACCCUCAUACAGCCCUGACCCUUAGCCCCCACCCCUGCCUCUGCACUGCCGACCACUGCUUCUCCAGCUACUACGUCCAUAUCGCUCACCCACCACACACUGGCACAACAUCACCAACCCUGGCUUCUCGACCUCUGAAUUUUGCUUCAUCCAGUUUGUGCCCUAAUCAGAUGACUGGCUCUAAACUGCUGGGUCCGCAGGUGUCUCAUGCCUCGGGGCUGACCCACCCUGCCUUCUGCAACUCUGUGGCUUCACCCUGUUAUGGUGAUGCCUGUGGGAUUAGUGGCUACACCUACAGAGCCAUGCCUCCCGUCACCAACAGGGGUUGUUCUUUUAGCACAGGAUUCACUGGGUGCACACACAGAAUCAAAACAGAGGGUUACACAUCAGCACAGGGUGACCACAGCACCUCCCUUCUGGUUCCACCCUCCCUGCACAUCUCCAGCUGCCCACUCUCCAGCAUACCCACUUCCACCCAGACAAAACCUCACCUACUAACCCCCUUGUCAGGGCGAGACCAGCCCCAGGCCAGGUUAAAGCUGGCCAGGGAAUGUCCACGGACCACCAAGCCCCUGCCAAUGGGGCGCACACAGCUGCCCCAGAAAGAACUGGCAUCUGUGCCGAGCCUCAGCAGCACCAAACAGAAGAAGGUCAACCGCAGACGUGCUACCAAUGGCUGGCGGGCUGUAGGAAUGCCCACAGAGAGGGAGGUCUUUAUUGCGGGAGAGGAUGAGACGGCCUUGCGGCAGUGUUAUGAGGGAGUCGAGAGGGAUGGUGAAGUGAUACGUGUCCGAGACACUGUGCUUCUGCGAUCAGGCCCCAGGAAGAAAUCACUUCCAUAUGUUGCCAAGAUAUCAGCGCUGUGGGAGGACCCCAAAACAGGAGAGCUGAUGAUGAGUCUUUUCUGGUACUACCGACCUGAGCACACCCAGGGAGGCAGAGAUCCCAGCACACACUGUGAGAAUGAGAUUUUCGCCUCUCGGCAUCAGGAUGAAAAUAGUGUGGCCUGCAUAGAAGACAGAUGCUAUGUUCUCCCACUAGCCCAGUACUGUAGAUUUUGUGCCUUGGUGAAGCGGCGUGCCGAAGGCGCUCCACCUGGCAGCACCAGCAUGGUGCCCUGCCUCCCCGGCUUCACCCCCCCAUCCCACCGCUGUGUGCCCACAGACGUUGACCCCGAGCUGGUGUAUCUCUGCCGGCACGUCUACGACUUCCGCUACGGACGCAUCCUGAAGAACCUGCAGUAGAGGGCAGAUGGGGUGUCGCACCUAUGAAUUAAUUGCUAGAGGGCUGAAGGACUGAACACCCCUGUCUUUUCUGCUGGUGACCUGACGACGAGAGAGAAGGGAGAUGCCGGAGAGAGGCUGGUUUUGGUGAGGGACCAAUGAGUCAAAGUGUUUGUGGCACAUUAUGAAGCGCAGGUUCCUUUAGUUGUCCACAGAAAGGGUUACAAUGUGACAGAUGAAACUAUCUCAGUCAGAGCACCAGUAUUUCCUAGCUUUGAAGGGACAAGUAAUUUAUCAUCUUGGACUUUUCAGCUUCCACUUAUGGAAGCUUCUGUGCCCCCCUCCCUCCCCCCCCAUCUGUCAGGAAUGCUGAACACUAGGCAGGACUGGGCUACAGGACAACAUUUCCCCUGAAGCAUCUCAGCACAACAAUCAUGUUUGUUGCAUUUGUAAGCCGAUGGCUCAGGGAUGGUCCGGCGCUAAGGUGCUUCCAGGGGAACACAAGCUUGCGCUGUCAGUUCAGUGUUAAUGGUGUUGAAACAUCCAGGGUGAAGGAGCAGCUAAUGGAGUGUUGUCUUAUUUCUUUUGAUUUGAAUUUGUGUGUGAAUGUGUGAAGUGUUGUCAGUGUGGAUGAAUGGAUAAAUGUAGGGAUGUGUGAUGGUUUUUUAGGAGGCUUUCAGGCAAUCAAACCUAACAAACAGCUUUAGAGGAAGCAGAGUUUUCUCUCUCUCGUCCUCUCUCUUGUGUGCUCUAGCGCACUGACACUGACAGAAACAUUUUUAUCUCAAGUGAUGCUAAAAUACUGUACCUGAAAGGGGGUUUGUGAAAAGUAAUCCUGACUGGGUCCAGUUUAGCAACUUACAACCCUCAAAUAUCUGUAAAUCAAAUCUGGGCCCGAUAUCAGUCCCAGAAACUGACCCCUACCCAUAAUGUUAAUAAACACAUGGGCUACACGGUUACACACUUUAAGACUCAUCCAGAUUCCCGCAAGGUUUGCAUGAUGUCUGGUCUGAGGUUAUCUGCCAUUUUGGCCAGUGUACUGCCCCAUAUGGAUGUGCUAAACAUUCGCUCAGUCACUUGUUAUAAUGCAGAGUGACACAAAUGUAGCUGAUCUUGCAGUAAUCAUCCACACAUCCAAAGUGACUUCCCAUUGCGUCAGUCAGCUGCAUUCUCAGUUAUGGAAUGAUGAAUUGAGGGGGAAAGAGGUUUUCUCAUAGGCAUGCGCAGUUCGAAAGACACACGAUAUGAUACAAUUAUGCUUCAUUUCACCUGCUGCCUGUUGGUGUUUAGGUCAGUUUUACCCGUACUCAUGAAUUAACAUAAAAACAUAUUGUCACACAUUACUGUUGUCGGUUACCUGUAUGUGCACAGCUGGGUGCAGGCUGUUUUGUACCACACUCAACUCUAGAGCAGGCUUUUAACUUUGGGUCAGGACACCAAUAUUGUCUCUAAACUGAUUAUAUUGAAAACACAUUUAACAAAAGCCUCGUUGGAUUUUCACUGUCUUUCAUCUCAGCCUCAGUCGUGGGAAGCCUCUUUCCUUACUGGGUCUGCUAAGGGUCCAAUGGAGAGAUCCCUUAUUGAGGACUGAACAGGCUUAUGAAGAGGAGGGUUGUCCUUCAUUGUUUUUUGUUUCUUCUCAUAUUUGUCACUUUUGCUGCUCCCUGUUAGUUGCCUUAUGAGUUGCAGGCAGGGCAGGUAGCUAGCCUCACCGCAUACGACUAGGAAGAGGUCGAAUCGGAAUGGGUUUGCUGUAGUCCCAGGAAAUGGGAAUUUGUUGCCAGUCGACUGACAGCUGUGAUCACUGGAAACACACUGGCUGCAAUUAAUCAUUAUUUUUCAUUAUCUAAUAAUUGUCUAUAAAAGUUAGAAUGUAGUGAGAAAUGGCCAACAUUUCCUACAUUUCUACAUUACCUGACCAACAGUUCAAAAGCCAAAACUGUUCAGUUUACGGAACAGAAGCUGAAACGAUUCCAUUUUUGGCAUUUUGCAUUUAAAAAAUAAAUGACCAAAAUAGUUAAAAACCACAGGGCACUUUUUAUGUUAUGCUGUGCUCUAAUUGCUCGCCUUGCAUCCUGAAGCCUCGCAACAUUUGGGAAAUAUCUAUUCAACACCCACAUUGAAUUUUUCUUCUUCUUCUUCUUCUUCCUCCCCUCCUCCUUCUCCCACCAAGAUAAACCAAAGGAUGUCACACAAGCCAGAGUCCCUGCGUCCUCCCUCGUGUUUCUUUUCCUUGUCAGCACUUCUUCCUUUGUUCCCUUAUUAUACUGCACUAAUCCAUCCCUUAAUUACAACAAACGUUUUCAACUUUUUUGUUGUUGUUGUUCCAGCUACUAAUACUGUAUGUUUUGGAGGAAAAAAAAAACAGCAUGUCCAGUUUUUUAUAGUCAUUCCAUUUGAUCAUCUCAGCCACACCUCCAUAAAUAUCCUAUAUGUAGUGUACAUGUGUGUGUAUAUAUACAGUAUACAUUGUAUAUACUGUAUAUAUAAAGUAUGUAUGUGUGUUCAUUAAGUUUCAGAAGGCGUCUGGAUGGAAGUUUUGUUGUUGAGCGGACAAACGUAGCACCAUGUUGUGUACUUGGAUUGUGUGGGUGGUGUUUGAUACUUAAUUGAGUUGUGGAGGUUUGGAAGCCACUCUCGAUUCAUUGCCUUUUAAGCUGCAAGCGUUUUACUGUCACUCAGAAAACGAGUAGUGUGUGUGUGUACCUUUAAAAACAUAAAGAGUACCCGAUUGCUUUCCUACACAACAAACACCGUUUGGAUAAGCCGUAAAAGUUUUCAACACUCUAAAGCCAUCUUUAACUUUUUCUGUGUGAGAACCCAGAACAACAUUAAAUCCUGAUCAUUGUUCUUUUGUUUGUUUGUUUUUUUUAUUUCUAUUAAUGCCCAGAGUCUUCAAAGAGGUAAUAUAUAUUCUCCUACUUUACAAUUUCUCCUUAUUAAGAAUCUUUUAUUGUCAAUUUCCUAAGAUGGCAUAUGCAAUAUAUUUUUAGACUUAAUAUUUUUGGAAAAUGAAAGUAACAAAUCUAGAAAAGUAUAUGCAUUAUUUUUUAUUUUAUUCAACAUGAGUUUGAAAUCAUCACAGUGUUAUUUGAAAUUUGACCAAAUGGGGAAAAAAAGGAGAGUGAAGGUACUCGAUGCCCUCAUAUGGCCUACAGUUGUAGCCUUCCAGGUAAUUUCUAACGAAGUGCACAUAACUGAAUCCAGGAAGCACUGGGCACUCUUUAAACAAGCAGACAGCUAAUGCACAGCUAAGUAUUUUUGCAAGAUCUGUAACAAUUAUAUAGAAAAAUUUUAAUGGAGUAAACAAUACAAUAUAUUAAGAUUUCAGUUUAAGUUAUUUGGAAAUACUGUCUUAUUAAUGAACCAUAUCCUGUUUCUUUGUGCUUCAGGAUAGAAGUGAUUUCUGUUUAUUUGUAACUUAUGAAUUUAGAGAUUAAAUGAUUUGAGCGCUGGUUAUUGACAGAGAUGUCAAUUUUGUUGCAUUUAUGUAUUUUGCUGUCAGGGUGUGGAGAACCAGACCAAAGCACACACCCUGGCAGACAGGAGAGCAGAAGUGACUGUGAAUUGCAGGUUUGACCAGAAUUCCCUUUGAAAUGCUUACAAAGUCAAAUCUGACCUGAGGCCUGUGGCAACGAAGACUUCUAGUUCUCCUGCCCAACCUGACUAACCUUAAGUGUGAUGUUUGGGAGAAUGCUCUGGCAACGUGGUCACCUGAGCUUCUAUUGAUUUGUCCUAAUUGAGAAGAGACAGAGACAGUCUCUGAGACAAGACAGCAGAGGGCAGGACGUCCUCUCAGGCAGCAAUAGAAGACCCUUCUCUAAACGUAGCCAUAUUAUAGAGGGUUUUCAGUAGUCAUCAUUAAAUUAGACACUAUGAAAAUUAUUAGGGUGGGUCAUGUAUUUUUCAUUUUUGCUCAAGGGAGGUUUUUGGGAGACCUGAGGAUGGUGUUUUUCCUUUUACUCUGGGCCUGUAAUAUUGCCAUAGUCAGCAUUGUCAGUAUCUGGGACCGACUCACUCAUUCAGUGGCUAUUAAAGGCCCAGCAUCUUAGGGAGUGGCUGUAUUUUCCCACCAAACAAUACACUUUACUGAAGGUAAAGUUUUGCAAUUUUUUUUAAUUCAGGGUAAGGAGCCAAAGAAAAUAUGGAUAUUAAUGUGGCAGCCAUGUUUUUUUAAAGCUAUUUAACAAAAUGACAUUUUUAUUACAUAAAAUGUAAGAUUUUGUCCCCACUUCUCACCCCGAAUAAUUUGCAAACAGUCCCUUAUUUAAGUAUUAAAAUGACAAGGUUUUCCAGUAGGCUGAGAGGGAAUCUAGCAAUUGUAAUAUAAUUAAUGAGUAGAACAAAUUCAGGAUUUGAGCAGUUUCUCCCACCAUCCAAAUUAGCUGGCCACUGUUGCCUUUCCCCCAGAUGUGCACUGAUGGUGUUUGUCCCCUAGAGGGCAGGAAUCCAGUGUGUGCAAAAAAAAAAAGUCUCAUGGCUAGUGCAAUUCGACAGUGUCCUCUUCUUGUGUUCGUUCCUCACAUCCUUAUCUUUUGGCUGCUGAGAGAGAAGCAGAAGCUUCUUGGAAAAGGAGAUGAAGGAAGUUGCCAUGAAUCAUCCUCCCAAGUGCUGGCCCUGCAAAAGCAUGGAUUAGAUUGUAUGUUAUUAUUUAUGUGACUUCCUAGCAACUUUGCAUGGACACAGUUGCAUCCUUUGUUACCAUGCCAACUGGGAAAGACCAGCACUCAGGAGACACCUAAUUCUGUGUACAUAUGGUGCACACAGGGUCAAACACUGUGUGACCUUUUUAUUGAUGCCACACAAGACGUGUGUCCACUCCAUGAGUUCAAACUAAAGCACCUGACCAACCCAUGAGUUUCUGCUUUCUGUGUGGUUUAUAUUGAUGCUUAUUGUCAACAUAUAUUUUGAUAUAUUUGGGGGAAAAAAUGGGGGUAUACAUUAAAAUGUCUAGAUAUUUUUGGAGUAGAGAAGCAAUGUGUGUAUCAGAUUAUUGUCACUUUGUCAUGCUUUGAAAAUCUUGGAUUUUUUGGAAGAAUUAUAUAA